CUGACCUCAUUCGACAAUCGAAAUCAGACCACCACCUGGAAUCCUGACGAGUCGACGUCUACAUACAUACAUACGACACUCUCACUCUCCUCUCUAAAUAACGAAAUCGACUAGCAGUACGCUCAAUAUGCUCCCCCAGCGACAACUCCUCCGCGCGACGCCGCGCCUGGCCUCCCAGCUGCGUGCCGCCAAUACCGCACCCGUCUUCCGCUCCGCUCUGCAGCGCCGCUUGGCCUCGACCGAGAACGCCUUCAUCAAGGAGCGACAGGCUGUCAAGGAGCACGCUGCCGCCACAACUGAGCUCUGGCGCAAGAUUUCCAUCUACGUCGUCAUCCCCGCCCUACUCCUCGCCGGCGUCAACGCCUACAACCUAUACCAGGAGCACUGGGAGCACUGGUCGCACCUGCCCCCCCUAGAGGAGCGCGUCGAGUACCCCUACCAGAACAUCCGCACCAAGAACUUCCCCUGGGGCGACGGCGACAAGACCCUGUUCUGGAACGACAAUGUCAACUACCACAACAAGGACAAGACCACCUAAGCGCCCGGCCGUAGUCGAAGCCUAUAGCAUGGAAUUGCCGACUAUAGCAUGGAAUUGCCGACGAUGAACUAACUACCUAACUAUGGGAAGCGUAGGAGUGGAGGGAAGCGCAUGCGGGAAUCAGUCAUAGAAAACAAGUCGCCCUCGACGAGCAAGACGAGAGACAGGCUGGCUGUUUGUGUAUCUUCGACGCUGUAGAUAUGCCGUUCCUUUUGUCAAUCCAAAAGCAGAUCAAUCAAUCAUCUUGCCUUGCCUUGACAAGCAUAUAUACCUACCUACAUAUUAUUACUUAUUAUCCCAACACUGAUACGGACCUAAUUAUCCUCACUUUAAAGCUACUAAUUCAUUCGAAGAAAACA
Messenger RNA from Daldinia vernicosa, 897 nucleotides. RefSeq names its product mitochondrial cytochrome c oxidase subunit VIa. The coding region runs from base 128 to 538 and encodes 136 amino acids. The record is from RefSeq and is a predicted model, not a curated record. NCBI's taxonomy places the organism in Eukaryota, Fungi, Ascomycota, Sordariomycetes, Xylariales, Hypoxylaceae. Gene Ontology annotation, biological process: mitochondrial electron transport, cytochrome c to oxygen. The transcript is spliced from 4 exons. Gene Ontology annotation, molecular function: enzyme regulator activity. Gene Ontology annotation, cellular component: mitochondrial inner membrane.